UUGAGCCAAACUGCCCAAGUACGAGGAACAACUUGAGAAAAGAAAGCGAUUUGUUUCCCUUUCAUUCCAAAAACUGUAGCAAAUCUUUGCCUGUAAAAAAGUUAAUAAUCCACACUUAUCCGUAAACCAAAUUAAACACCACAUCCAUUUCAGCAAUUUCUUCCCUUGCUCGACGACGAUCUUCCGCGCACUUUUUCUCUCCUCUCGCAUAUGACUAGCGCUGCUGUACUCUUUUACGGUAGAAGGUCACGAUCUUCUCGAAGCUUCGAUGAUCUAGGGUUUGGUUCUUCUUCUGCAAUUUCCCCUUUUUCCUCUUCUUCUUCUUCAUCUUCUUCUUCAUCAUCUAAUCACAGCAGCAGCAGUAGCAGUAACAAUCACCGUAAUCGACAUCGCAAGAGCGAUUCGCAUCGUCGUCAUCGUCAUAUCAAUUUUGAUGACCCAGAUAAAUUUCGUAAAUCAUCCAAUGUUCCGCAUCGCUCUCCCGUUGCGGGGAAUGAAUCACAUCAACCAGCUUGUCAUGGUGAGUCAUCCUCACAGGACAUCAAUAACAGAGAAGCUGUGCAUGGCCUAACUGGAAGAUAUCAUAGGGACAGCAGGCUGCCUGGGUCUGUUUUGCUCGCUAAGGAAAGGCUUGUGCAAAGAUUAAGAGGUGUAUCUGUUUCUGAAAUCAGGGAUAGCAGAGAAACUUCACCAAAUCUUCCCAACAAUCGCCUCUUGGUAGUCGAUGCAGAUUGGGAAACUAAUGUCUCAAUGGAGGACCCAGCUGCUUAUACAAGUGUAACUGAAUCGACUAUGGGAGAAACUCAGGAGUCUGUACCAAGAGAACCACUAAUAAAACCUCUGGGGCUCACCAAUGAAGCCCUCUCCCAGUUGCACCAUGAGGUUUUCUUGGAGCACCAAAAUUCUGUCACCCAUCCAGUGUCCAUAGCAUCAAAUGAAUGCAGCAUUUGUCUAGAGAACUUUGUGGAGGGUAAUAAACUCAUUAACUUGCUUUGUGGUCAUAGAUUUCAUAGUUCAUGCUUGUAUCCUUGGCUUCAAACUUGCGGCGAAUGCCCAUACUGCCGUACUUGUAUCAUGCUUCUUAGUUAGUUGAGAGAUACUUGAGAGAAAUACAAAGCAGGGAAUCUUGUAUGAUUCAUAUGGUAGUGAAGCGGGCUUUCUUCUGCAGAGGUGAAGACUAUCUGUUAAUCUAUAUGAAUUUGGCACCACCAUAUGUUAUGUAGUUUCCUUCUCCCUGGUAAUAUAGGUACUGUGAGGCCUUGUGUUGUAUUUUGGAAGCGUUUGAUAUGUGUAAUCUUGAAAGAUGAUUGUAAAAUUUGGUUCUUUAAGUGACUUCAUAUGCCCUGUAGAUUUUCUGGAGAUGUUAGGCGUGUAUUGUAUUAUUAUUGUAUACCCAGUUCUGUAUAGUACUACUUGUUAUCUUUGAUUGGACGAAAACUUAGUUGUAGAUUGUAUGUGCUUGCUUCAAACAUCAAGGUUGGCCUACUUGUGUGGAGGUUCCUAUUC
Molecule: messenger RNA, 1506 nt
Organism: Beta vulgaris subsp. vulgaris (sugar beet)
Lineage: Eukaryota; Viridiplantae; Streptophyta; Magnoliopsida; Caryophyllales; Amaranthaceae
Product: probable E3 ubiquitin-protein ligase RHY1A
Exons: 3
Coding region: 211-1089 (292 amino acids)
Source: RefSeq, a predicted model, not a curated record